Molecule: messenger RNA, 1415 nt
Organism: Chara braunii
Lineage: Eukaryota; Viridiplantae; Streptophyta; Charophyceae; Charales; Characeae
Source: the annotation of a GenBank genome assembly
UCGCGGACUUCCAAUGGAUGCCCCUUCCCCCGACCGUUCGAUUGUCGAAACCGCAUUGCAAUGUGCUCAUGACACAAUUGCGGGAUUACUUGCACAGUGCAGUACCAGCUCCGUUGAUGGACGCCGGAGUAGAUGUUGUAGACCUUCAUGACCACGUUGCGAAGAUCGACCGCGAGUUCAAGACACAACGGUAUGACGACAUCGACGUGCCAUUGUUGUACAUACACAUUCAGAUCAGAGAGGCGACCUGCAACGCUUUAAUCGAUUGCGGAGCUACUCGCAACUAUAUGAGCCAAGACUUCAUGGUACGCGCUGGCCUGGGGCCACGCGUUCGGAGGAAGUCGCAGCCCACGCAAGUCACGUUGGUCUAUGGUCAAACGCAGAAGUCAAUCGACCGGUGCAUUCAUUCCGUCCCCGUGUACUUCGCCUCGCAUGCAAGUGAGGCCAUGUCCUUCGACAUUUUGGACACCCAGUUCGACAUGAUUUUGGGCAUGUCAUGGCUGCGAAGCGAGGAUCACCCGGUGAACUUCUACCGCCGUAUCGUUCACGUUCGUGAUCGGAACGGAGUACUAGUCCCAUGCACGGUGCCUUCACCUCACCCUUCGAUCAGCUGUCACGUGGUGUCUGCCGCAAGCAUUCGAGCUUCCAUCACCAGGGACGACAUCGAGGAGAUGGGUGUGUGUUUUCUCCACGCCCUCCCUCCCCAUGACAGCCCAUCGACAGACCCAUCAAUGAAUCCACGCAUCACCGAGCUUCUCGACACCUACGGCGACGUGUUCGAAGCCCCACACAGAGUAGUACCGGAUCGGCCCAUCCGCCACGAGAUCAUCCUCGAGGCCGGGGCCGCACCUCCACGUGGUUGCAUCUACCGCAUGAGCGAGUUAAGUGUGCUAAGGGCACAAUUCGACGACCUUCUUGAGAAAGGCUGGAUUCGGCCUAGCUCCUCGCCAUACGGUGCUCCCAUUCUCUUCGUCCGGAAGAAGACAAAGCACUUGCCGUUGUGCAUCGAUUAUCGCAAGCUCAACGCACAAACCGUCAAGAACGCUGGCCCUCUUCCGUGCAUCGACGACCAUCUCGAACGGCUCGGCGACCCUAAGUUCUUCUCCAAGCUUGACCUCAAAUCGGGAUAUCACCAACUCAAGAUCCGGCAGGAGGACCACUACCAGACCGCGUUUAAGACGCGAUAUGGGCAUUUCGAAUGGCUGGUUAUGCCUUUUGGCCUUACGAAUGCCCCGGCCACGUUCCAAGCGGCUAUGACAACGGAGUUCCGACACAUGCUGAUAGAUUUGUACUUGUCUACCUCGACGAUAUCUUGGUGUACAGCCGAAGUUUGGACGAGCAUGUGGAGCCAAGUUUUAGGGUAGGUCGACUUUAUGAGGGCCUGAAAAUGACCCUCUUUUUCAUGCUUUUAGGCU